Penicillium verhagenii is the source of this 1530-nucleotide messenger RNA. Its product is annotated as putative MFS transporter. The coding region runs from base 1 to 1530 and encodes 509 amino acids. Lineage: Eukaryota; Fungi; Ascomycota; Eurotiomycetes; Eurotiales; Aspergillaceae. The record is from RefSeq and is a predicted model, not a curated record. Gene Ontology annotation, biological process: transmembrane transport. The transcript is spliced from 3 exons. Gene Ontology annotation, molecular function: transmembrane transporter activity. Gene Ontology annotation, cellular component: membrane.
AUGUCGGCACACUCUCUGCAACCACCCUCGGUGAAUGAUAUCGCCAAAACGGCAUCGUUCAAAGCUGUCGACGACCCCAACAAUUUACAGGGAUAUGCGUCCGCACCUGGGGUGAUUGACGAAGUCACUCGCGUGGUCGACCACAAGGCCGAGCGGCGUCUUUGCCGACGGUUCGACUUUCGUCUUCUCCCUGUUUUAGCAAUCAUGUACCUGUUCAAUGCCCUCGACAAAGGCAACUUGGGAAAUGCCGAAACCGCUGGAAUGGCCGACGACCUUCACUUCAAGCCCAAUCAAUACAACCUUCUAUUGUCAAUCUUCUUUAUACCCUUUGUCAUAUUUGCACCCCCUUUCUCGAUGCUCGGGAAGAAGUUCAGUCCUGCUCGAGUGCUACCAAUCCUGAUGUUUUCCUUCGGCUGCUUCACUAUGCUCUCCUCGGCUGCGAACAACUUUGGUGGUCUCUUCGCCAUACGGUGGUUUUUGGGCAUGUCCGAGGCAGCAUUCUUUCCCUUGGUGAUCUAUUACUUGACAACUUUCUACCGACGUGGUGAACUUGCUCGUCGCCUGGCUAUCUUCUAUGCUGCUUCUAACAUCGCCAACGCCUUUUCUGGUUUGAUCGCAUUUGGCGUCUUCCAGAUUAAAGGAUCAAGUAUCCCGAAUUGGCGUUAUCUCUUUAUCAUCGAAGGCGCUGUCACCGUCGUUUGUGCAACCUUUGCUUUCUUCUACCUUCCCAAGAGUGCUGCCGAGGCGAGUUUCCUGUCGGAGGAGGAGAAAGCUCUAGCUUUCCAUCGUAUCCAGGUUGACUCCAGUGCCGUGGUGAACGAGAAGUUCAGCUUGCGGGAAGCUCUUGUGAUUUUCAAGCAUCCGACAACCUAUGUUUUCCUUUGUAUUGAAAUUUGCUUGGGUGUUCCUUUGCAGGGCGUCGCCCUUUUCAUGCCCCAAAUUGUCGCUCGGCUAGGUUACCCGACCGUUAAAACCAACCUCUAUACUGUGGCUCCGAACGUGACAGGCGCAGCUAUGCUUCUUGUCCUGGCCUUUCUCUCCGAUUGGACACGGUUGAGAUCCCCUUUCAUCGUCCUCGGUUUCUUAUUGACUUUUUCCGGAUUCAUGAUCUACGCAUCGAUCGACGAUGUCAAAAGCGAGUUACAGCUGGCCUAUUUCGCCACUUUCAUGAUGACCUGGGGCACAUCAGCCCCUUCGGUAAUGCUAAGUACGUGGUAUAAUAACAAUAUCGCCCACGAAGGCCGCCGUGUACUCCUGACGAGCAUUGGUGUUCCAUUGGCCAAUCUCAUGGGACUAGUCGGCAGUAAUGUCUUCCGCCAGCAAGAUGCGCCCAAAUAUAUGCCCGCGCUGAUUACGGUGUCAGCAUUCGGUGCAACGGGUGCAUGUCUAGCAGGUCUUUUGGCAUUGUAUAUGUUGUUAGAUAACAAGCGACGCGAUCUACGUGACGGGGUCACCAUUCGAGCGAGGGAUAUUCCCACAGAGCGAAUGCGAGAUGGUCCUGCAUCACCCGAGUUCCGCUGGUUUUUGUGA